Molecule: messenger RNA, 1266 nt
Organism: Daphnia pulicaria
Lineage: Eukaryota; Metazoa; Arthropoda; Branchiopoda; Diplostraca; Daphniidae
Exons: 1
Coding region: 1-1266 (421 amino acids)
Source: RefSeq, a predicted model, not a curated record
AUGCUGAUCUGGAUCGAUAAGAGAGAUGCCCCUUUGUCUCCAGAAGAUAUUGAAAAGACCAUAAGUGCGGAAAUUUCCGACAAGUCCCUCUAUCCAAUACUUUACGCCGCUGUUAUGGCUCACAUGAUCCACGGCCCGUGUGGAGCCAUCAACAAAAAGUCUUCUUGCAUGGAUGUUGAAUGGUGCACCAAAAAGUUUCCGAAAGAUUUCAUCGCAGGAACCAUCAUCAACGACAACGGCUAUCCGACUUAUAGAAGAAGAGACACUGGAGUUAAACAUCCGUUGAAAAGAGGUAAUGUCGUCUAUGAAGUAGACAACAGAUGGGUUGUGCCUUAUAACCCUUGGUUGCUGCUGAAAUAUGACUGUCACAUAAACCUCGAAUCCUGCGGUUCACUCACCAGUGUCAAAUACAUCUUUAAGCACGUUUACAAAGGCCAUGAAAACGGAAACAUUGAGACAAAAAAGAGAACGCAUCAGCAACUUGAUGAAGAUGAGCCGAAAUUCGUGUGGGACAAAAUCUCUACUUUUUUGGACACGCGUUACGUCAGCGCACCAGAAGCCGCCUGGAGAAUAAAUAAGUUUGCCCUCAGCAAUCGUUCCCAUGUUAUCUCCCGACUUGCCGUACAUCUUCCAUUGCAACAGUCCGUCUUUUUCCAACCGGGCAACGAGGAACAAGCAGUCGCCAACGCCGCUUUUAAAGAAACGACUUUAACUGCUUUUUUCAUCUUGAACCGGGAUAAUGAAGAAGCGAGGCAGUAUUUUUACCGAGAGAUUGUCAACCAUUUUGCUUUCGUCAAGGUUUGUGGCCGUAAUUACUGGAAGCGACGAGUUCAAAAUCUCAAAAUCAUUGGCCGAUUGUACACGGUGAGCGUCCGUCAAAUUGAGCGAUUCUGCCUGCGCUUGCUCCUCAUUAACGUCAAAGGACCGACCAGUUUUGAAAAUCUUCGAACAGUCAACGGUGUUGUUUUACCGACGUUUAAAGCAGCCGCCGCUGCCUUAAAUUUGUUGGAAGAUGACAGCAUUUGGGAGAGGACAAUGGACGAUGCGGCCGCCUUUGAAAUUCCAGAACGAUUGCGACAGCUUUUUGUUGACAUUUGUUUGUUUUGCAAUCCUACGGAUGCUCUUUAUCUCUUUGAACGAUCUUUACCUCAGCUAAGGGAAGAUUUUAUUCGCAAUGGUCACGACGCCAAAAAAGCAAAAAACUUGACUUUGAAAUUUAUUCAAGACAAGCUACUUCUCAACAAUCAAACGAUGGAAAAUCUCUAA